This is a messenger RNA of Kickxella alabastrina, 213 nucleotides long. RefSeq lists its product as uncharacterized. The transcript has a single exon. The annotation marks the transcript as partial. The record is from RefSeq and is a predicted model, not a curated record. NCBI's taxonomy places the organism in Eukaryota, Fungi, Kickxellomycota, Kickxellomycetes, Kickxellales, Kickxellaceae.
ACCUCUGAUGAGUCCACUACGCCAGAAGAAUCUACAGCCACCUCUAAUGAGCCUGCUACAUCCGAAGAACCUGCUACAUCUGAAGCACCGGCUACAUCUGAAGCACCGGCUACAUCUGAAGCACCGGCUACAUCUGAAGCACCGGCUACAUCUGAAGCACUGGCUACAUCUGAAGCACCGGCUACAUCUGAAGCACCUGCUACAUCUGAAGCA